AUGUACACAGCUUUGGCUCUUGAUAUUGCUAAAACUUAUCCAAUGUUGAUCGGUGAAGAAGAUGGAGACGGGAUGACUGCUCUUCAACUUCUUGCCUGCAAGCCGUCAGUAUUCAACCAUGGAUUUGAAGCGAAUUUCUUCAAGCGUUUUAUAUGCAAGAGUAUGACAUAUACUUUACUCGUCAUUGAUUUGAUCGAUCCGAAAGAAAGAGCCAGUAGAGUGCCUAUCUUGAAAAAACUUAAGAAACAAAAGCUCCAAAGUGAAUCCGCAAAGGAACUUGCAACCCUCUUGAUCGAAAAUGAUACCUCAUGGGAAGAAUCAGAACCAAUGCCAAAUCAGAACAGAACUAAGCUCCACAAAUAUGCAUAUGGAGGAGAAAUUAUGCCUUCAGAAAACCAUUGUCUAGAGAUUAUCAUCGACACCCCCAACUCUCCAUUGAUUUUAGCCACAAAAUCGGGUUGUACAGAGAUUAUUAUCCCUUUUAAAUAA
Messenger RNA from Lactuca saligna, 489 nucleotides. NCBI's taxonomy places the organism in Eukaryota, Viridiplantae, Streptophyta, Magnoliopsida, Asterales, Asteraceae. The record is from the annotation of a GenBank genome assembly.